Messenger RNA from Malania oleifera, 1417 nucleotides. RefSeq lists its product as uncharacterized. The transcript is spliced from 8 exons. Bases 184 to 1221 code for a protein of 345 amino acids. Gene Ontology annotation, cellular component: membrane. NCBI's taxonomy places the organism in Eukaryota, Viridiplantae, Streptophyta, Magnoliopsida, Santalales, Ximeniaceae. The record is from RefSeq and is a predicted model, not a curated record.
AUACCUUUUGCUUACCGUGACUCCCUACAGCUCCCAACCAGCCAGUCAAAACUACCAUUCCCCCCUUCCAUAUUUUUCUUCCUGCAAAUCAGAGUUUUCUAAAUUAAAACUCCACCCUUCAUCCAUCCAUCCUUCCGUCUCUCUCCUCCACCACGUAUUCACCGACAUCGGCGGCACCCACACAUGGCUCUGCUGAUCUACUGGUACGACUUCAUAUGCUUCGGCAUCGUGGCCGCCGCGCUGGGCGGCGCCCUGUGGGUGAUAUGGCUGAACGAGGGCGGCGGCAGGAGGUGCGGGGAUGGAACCCAGUACGAGAGCCUCCUCAUUGCCGAGACUGGCGGUGGUGGCAGCGGCGGUUGUGAAAAUGGGUACGUGGGCGCGGCGACGAAGACGGGGCACGUGGACUCGUCGCGGCUGUGGAUGCCUUGCUGGCGGGGGAUGCACCCGGGGUGGCUGCUGCUGCUGCGGGCGGCGGCGGCGGGGGUCAUGGCCGGAUUCCUGGCUUGGGACGUCCAUGACUGGGAUGCUUACAUCUUCGUUUACUACACUGAGUGGACUUUUUCAUUAGUCAUGGUCUAUUUUGUGAUUGCGACCAUCAUAUCUGCUUAUGGGUGUUGGGAAUACUCAAACAGGCCCUCUGAUUCACAAAAUGAGGAGAGGGCUACGGAAGACAGUACUAUAUCGACAAACUCUCUAGUGUUUAAGGCAAAAGGUUGUGGGAAUAACAUCAAGUUGCAAAGCCACCAGGACGAAGAGGAGCUUCAGCGAAGAGCAGGGUUUUUGGGAUACCUCAUGCAAAUUCUAUAUCAGACUUGUGCAGGUGCUGUCAUACUAACAGACAUUGUGUUUUGGUGUGUCAUAGUACCUUUUCUGUCAAAUACUCAUCUUGGCCUGAACAUGCUGAUGGGAUGCAUGCAUACUCUGAAUGCUUUUUUCCUUCUGCUUGAAACCAGCAUCGACAGCCUUCCGUUUAGUUGGUUUCGGCUCGCUUAUUUUGUGAUUUGGAGCUGUGCUUAUGUUAUUUUCCAAUGGGUUAUCCAUGCUUGUGGUUUAACAUGGUGGCCAUAUCCUUUUCUUGUGCUAUCAUCACCAUGGGCACCUUUAUGGUACUUUUGCUUGGCUGUGCUUCACAUCCCCUGCUAUGGAAUUUAUGCACUCAUCACAAGAGCAAAAAUUUCUUUUUUUUCUAGAUUUUUUCCCCAUGCAUUUGUGAAGUACUAGCUUCUUCUGUUUGGAGGACAAGAAAAGAAAAGAAAACUAUUAUAAAAAGGAAAUGGGUUUUGAUGUUUGAUGGUACGCUUUUGUAGACAAGGGGAGAAAUUAUAUACCUAGACACAUUCCCUCCCCAAACCUCAUAUCAACACCGACAAUUUGGAUUGGUGACCAUAGUUUUACCACUAGAAUGGGUCUUUCUUAA